GGCGUCCAGCCCGCGCCAGUCGGGAACCACACGGCGCGGCUGCAGCACGCCAUACACCUCCGCUUAUCUCUUAUCACUACUCAAAUGAUACAUCAAAUUACCUCACUAGUGCUCAGAUAAUGAACACUUCAACAGUGAUAGCCGUUCCAGUACCGAUUUAAUUCUUUUACAAGCAUAUUUUUUGAUACAUCCUUAUAUUUUUUUUUGUUUUCCUGAAAUGUUUGAUUCGCGUCCGCGCGUAAGGACUCAAGAAGUGUAAACUUUAAAAGUUAGUGAGUGUUAAAGUGAGUGACUCAAGAUGAAGACGAUUUUGUUAGUGGUGACCCAAAUCUUGAUUUUGGCGAGUGUAGAGAGUACGCCGUGCCCCAAAGUACAGAGCGUGGACAUUACGGAUGGCGUUCUGUAUGAGAAUCGGUCAGUAAUCUUUGAGGAUUUGGAAUACAAGAGCGGGACGUGGUACGAGAGUGAUGAAAACGGUACAACAAUACGAUGGGGUUGUCCCUGCAUCGGACGGAUUUGUGUGCACAGGUGUUGCCAGCGCGGUCAGGCAAUUUAUAACGGUUGUACUUUCACAAACUCCAGUGAAAUAGAUCCAUUCAGUCCCCCUGUGUAUAACGGGAAGGUGUUGUCCAGCGUGGUGGCGCACGAGCAUUUCUUUUACUUGUACCAGCGACCCUGCGAUGACAGCUAUCUCGUCGACUCCGGGGCUGUCGGCGAGGAACUUUACAUUCAACAGAAUGGCACUUUAUAUGAAGUGGCACCGGGAGGCCAACAGUGGCACCUGCCGACCGGCUACUGCGUGGACAUGAUGUUCAACGAGAACUUCUCCGAGCCGCGGCUGGUGGCCGGCGUCUGCUUCCAAGAUGUUGUCACUGAUGACAGUGUCGUCCUCUACAUCGUUUAUGCUGUUGGUCUACUUCUUUCGGUUCCAUUCUUACUGGCAACAUUCCUGAUCUACGCCUUCAUUCCUGACCUGAGGAACCUGCACGGCAUGUGCCUGAUGGCCUACUGCGGAGGCCUGAUAGUGGCCUUCCCUUUCCUGGCCUAUCUCAAGCUUCACGUAGGCCAAAUUGGGGUCGCUGUGACCGGCUGCUUGGUAGCGGCGUUCAUCGUUUACUACGCAUUCCAAACGAGCUUCUUUUGGCUGAACGUCAUGUGUUUCGAUAUAUGGAGGACUUUCAGAUGUUAUAAAAAUUAUUCCAAUAACAGUGGUUAUCGCGGAGGCAGCAUGAACAAGAGGCGGGAGAGGAAGCGGUUCCUUCUGUACGGGCUGUACGCGUGGGGGAUGCCUCUCCUGCUGACAGUAUUGACGGCAGUCAUGCAGUUCAGCGACCUUCCUGCCCAUAUCAUCACGCCAGGGUUCGGAACUAGGCGGUGCUGGUUCGCAGAUUGGCUGAGCGACCUGGUGUACUUCUUCACCCCGGUGCUGGUGUUGGUGGUGUGCAACAUCAUAUUCUUCUCCGUAACCGCGCACCGCAUUCGCUCCAUCAGACAAGAGACCGCCAUCUUGAAAGGCGCCGAGUCAUCCCGCAGUGACAAACUCAAGAAAGACAAACAGAGAUACGGCCUCUACCUAAAGCUAUUCAUGGUGAUGGGAGUGAACUGGUCGGUAGAGCUGAUCAGCUUCGUGGUAGGGGGCUCCAACUGGUACUGGAUCAUAGUGGACAUAUCGAACAUGGGCCUCGGAAUAUUCGUCUUCCUAAUAUUCGUAUGGAAGAAGAAAGUUCGCAACUUGGUGCAAAAGAGAUUCCGUACACUGUUCGGGCUGCCGUACACGGAGCGUGACCAGCGCACCGGCAAGUGGAACACCACCAGCACAGCUCCGACAGAAGACACUCGCAUAUCCUCCGACGACUCAGCUCUGCGACUCAAAGAUAUGCAUUAACCAAGAAGGUUAGGUGUCUUACCAGACCCGAGCAUGACAAGUUUACGCCAAAGAAUUCUCAUGAAAACAUCGAGGCAUCACAUAAUUGCUAGUCAAUUUCAUAUAAACAUUACACGAGUAGAAAUACGCUUUUUAUGAGAUUUAAGUUACAUUUUAAGUCAAAAGUUUAGCUUAUAGAUAAUAUUAGCAAGUAGUGAUUGUAAGCAUUUAUUUCUUUAAAUGAUAUACCUAUAUUAACUAAUACAUUAUUUCUAUUUCCAAUCAAUUUUUAAUAUUAUCAAGCAGAAUAGAAAAUACGCAUAUCUUGUAAUACAUAUUUAUCAUUGAAGCAAAGAGUGUACAAAAGAUUGACUAUUUUUAUAAAUACUGAUGGAUUUUCUGUUAAACUUCAUUGUUGUUAUGCCACUGGUUGCAUGAUCCUGUUUAGACAUAUUUAAUUAUAAGUAAAAUAAAUAUUUGUUCUAUUUUUAAGAUAUGUGCCUACCGGUAUUUUUAAACAGUAGUAAAUUCUAGUACAAAAU
Molecule: messenger RNA, 2406 nt
Organism: Trichoplusia ni (cabbage looper)
Lineage: Eukaryota; Metazoa; Arthropoda; Insecta; Lepidoptera; Noctuidae
Product: G-protein coupled receptor Mth2-like
Exons: 10
Coding region: 299-1885 (528 amino acids)
Biological process (GO): cell surface receptor signaling pathway; G protein-coupled receptor signaling pathway
Cellular component (GO): membrane
Molecular function (GO): G protein-coupled receptor activity
Source: RefSeq, a predicted model, not a curated record